Molecule: messenger RNA, 3100 nt
Organism: Cuscuta campestris
Lineage: Eukaryota; Viridiplantae; Streptophyta; Magnoliopsida; Solanales; Convolvulaceae
Source: the annotation of a GenBank genome assembly
AGGUUGGGUCGGUCUUGAUCACAAUUAUGACCGACUCAACAACACUAAGACUACAGUCUUCAUUCUUGGUCUUCUUUUGGGUCUUGUUCUCUUGCUUUCUUCUUAUGUUUAUUUCUCUCCUUUUAUAUUCAACAACUUGUCUCGUUCACGGCGGUUUGGCAUUAUCAAAACCUUUCAUAAGAACAAACACGGCUUUAGUACGAAAAGGUGAUAAACCCGUGUUUCAACAACACCAUGGGUGUAAUUUCAUCAUUGGAGGGAAUACUGGUGGGGACUCGGCCACUAGCCGGAAGAAGUGGGCUAACGCGGCAGUGGUCAACAAGGUGCUGGUCCCGAAAGGUAAGAAGUUGAAAACCGAGCCUAUUGUAUUUUCUAAUGCUGAUCUUCCAGAGACAGGGGUCCCUCAUAGGGACGCCCUAGUAAUUACUAUUGAUAUAAUGGACUUACUGAUCCACAAAACCCUUGUGGAUACGGGAAGCUCCGUUAAUAUUAUGUAUAUGGAUACAUACAAGGCUCUCGGUUUGACAAGAGAUGAAUUAUCACCCAUCAAGACUCCACUAACUGGGUUCACUGGUGACUCUAUUGAGCCGGAGGGGGUAAUAACCCUCCCGGUUGAGAUAGGGGAUACUAAGGCAACCCGGAAGCUGGACAUGGAGUUCGUCGUGGUGGGGAUAAUCUCCAACACGAACAUUAUCUUGGGCCGACCCGGAUUGGAAGAUUUGGAGUGUGUUAUUUCACCUCGUCACCUGUGCAUAAAAUUCCAAACCCCCCAUGGAGUUGGAAUUGCCAGGGGAUCUCAGAGAGUAUCCCGGGCAUGGUAUUUGAAGGCAACCAAACAGCCGGUCAAGUACGAUACCCAAGUAGGAGAAGUAACUGCGCAGCUCCUGAGGGCAGAGGAAAAACGUCCCAGAGUAGAAGUUGCCGGCGACAUUGAAGAGGUGCAACUGGAGCCAGGCACGCCGGGAAGGUUUGUCAGGAUUGGUAAGGGGCUGGGGGCUGAACUCAGGUCACGAGUGAUUUCAGUUCUCAGGAGGUUCAGAAGGGUCUUUGCAUGGAGUCCAGCUGAUAUGCCAGGACUGGAUCAUAAGAUUGCAGUUCAUCGCCUAAAUGUUCUGCCGGAUGCCAGAGCGGUGAAGCAGAAACGAAGACAUUUGUCGCAGGAAAGAAGAGAUUUCGUGAAGAAGGAGGUGGCAACCCUGCAGAGCAUUGUGCAUAUCCGGGAGUUCCGUGUGUCCAACAAUGAAGCUGAGUAUGAGGCCCUGAUCAAUGGUUUGAAAAUUCUACGUAAGAUGGGAGUAUCCAGGGUUCAGGUUUACACCGACUCCCGACUAGUUGUGGGACAAAUCACGGGGGAAUUUGAAGCAAAGGAAGAGAGGAUGAAAAGGUACCGGGACUUGACCUUGGAGGUGUUGGGAAAAUUUGAGUUUAAGCUUGAACAUAUUCCCCGAGCCCAGAAUGCGGAGGCUGAUGUUCUCUCCAAGCUCAGCGCAGAGUCACCGGAAUACAUAAGCAAGUUAGCAACCAUUGAAGAGCUGGUAACCCCUAGUCUUAACAGCAGUGAAGUGAUCUGGGUAUCGGCUGAUCCCCCAGAAUGGCUGGAUCGGUUGGCCAAAUAUAUUGAGGAUGGUGAAUCCCCGGAGGAUCCCCAGGAGGCACGUCUAUUACGAAUGAGGGCACCAACCUACAAGGUACAGGACGGAGUCCUCUAUAAGCGGUCCUACAACGGAGUUCUACUCCGCUGUCUUAGAGCAACAGAGGCAAAGGCAUUGAUGGAAGAAAUACACGAAGGAGUAUGUGCUGCACAUCAGGGUCCUUAUUCCAUUUCCAAGAGGGCUAUCAUCCAGGGAUAUUUCUGGCCAACGAUGAGGAAGGAUUGCGAAGAAUAUGUACGCAAGUGCCCGACCUGCCAGCAAUUCCAGAAUAUACCCGGGAGGCCAGCCACGAAUUACACGCCCGUCAGCUCCGUGAUUCACUUUUCAAGAUGGGGGGUUGAUCUUGUGGGAGCCCUGCCGAAAGGGGCAGGACAGGCAAGGUGGAUUGUGGUGGCGAUAGACUAUUUCACAAAGUGGGUGGAAGCUGAGCCACUUGCAGGGAUCACCAGAAGGCAGAUGAUCGACUUCGUCGGGACCAAUAUACUCUGCAGGUUUGGGGUCCCGAAGCAGAUCAUAUCAGACAAUGGAACCCAGUUUGAGGAAGCAGAAUUUCAAGACUUUCUCAAAACUUGGGGGAUUCAGCACACGAAGGUGUCUGUUGCGUAUCCUCAGGCUAAUGGACAAGUGGAGAACGUCAACAGAACAAUCAUAGACGGAAUAAAGAAGAAGGUACUUUCAGAAGGAAGCAAAUGGGUAGAUGAACUACCCAGAAUCCUGUGGACAUACAGGACGACUCCGAGGAGAGCUACGGGUGACACUCCUUUUGGCUUGGCUUAUGGUUUUGAAGCCCGGGCUCCCGGUGAAGUAGUAAUCCCCACCAGGAGAGAAAUGGAAUAUGACCCGGAGGUGAACGAGCAGAAUCAGGCCGUAGAACUGAAUUUCGUAGAAGAACGAAGGGAUGAAGCGCGUAUCCGGGCAGAGAAUUAUCGUCGCCAGGUGAAAUCUUACUUUGAUAGCAAGGUGAAACCAAGAACAUUCCAGGUGGGGGAUUAUGUUCUGAGGAAACGAGAGAAGAGUCAACCAACUAAGGGUGGGAAGCUGGCUAAGAAGUAUGAAGGACCUUAUAUCAUCAAGGCCGUUGUUCGCCCAGGUACCUACAAGUUGGUGACUCCCAAGGGGAAAGAAAUUGAUAGGACAUGGAAUGUAGAGCACUUGGUCAAAUUUUAUCAGUGAAUCAUUUUGUAAAAAUGCUCUAUUUUUAAUUUAAAAUGUUUGUUUCAAUCAAAUUCUUCUAUAGCCAAGUGCCUUUGCAAUUUCCUUGUUCUAUAGAUUUCUUUUAAAAAAAAGGGGGGGGGGGGGGGAAGCACCCCAGGGCUAUAUAGACCCGCUUUACAGGGAGGUAGAAAAGUUUAUGCCACCUGCUAAAAAUAGGGGAGGUAGAUAAGUUUAUGCCCCCCCGGAGGUAGAGAAGUUUAUGCCUCCGUCAAAAAUGAAGGAAGGGUUGGGAU